This is a messenger RNA of Leguminivora glycinivorella, 2527 nucleotides long. RefSeq names its product lipopolysaccharide-induced tumor necrosis factor-alpha factor homolog. Gene Ontology annotation, molecular function: zinc ion binding. The record is from RefSeq and is a predicted model, not a curated record. NCBI's taxonomy places the organism in Eukaryota, Metazoa, Arthropoda, Insecta, Lepidoptera, Tortricidae. The coding region runs from base 217 to 711 and encodes 164 amino acids. The transcript is spliced from 2 exons.
GUCACUUGGUCCUCAUUCAUUCAUUCAUUGGGGAAAUCUUAAUCAUAUUUAUUAUCGUUUUGUACUUUUCGACUAAUACGUGUUUAAAUUCAAAGUUCAGUGUGACUAGAAUUCCUUGUUUUAAUACAAAGAAAACGCUACGUUCUGUUAUCGAUUAACUGUCUCUUGGGUUGUGAAUUUGUCGAAGUCUAUUAGAAGUGUUUAUAGUUCGUCACAAUGGCUAGUAAUGCUCCGUCCGCUCCCAGCGACCUUCCACCCGCGUAUUCGGAGGUCAUUGGUAAUCCACAGUACGGGUUCGUGGCCCCAGAAGGUUCUUUCGCCGAUCCUCACGCUGCGUACCAGCCACCGAAGUCGUUCACCCCGGCCGGGGUGUACCCGCACCCGCCCAGCGGGGCCACGACGGCGCAGCCCCAGGCGGGCGUGCCGCCGCCGGGCGCCGUCCCCGUCCCCGUGGGGAUCGUGCUGCCGCAGGCGGUGGGCAGUGAGCCGACGACCAUCACUUGCUUUAACUGUGGCAAAGUAGUCACUACCAGAGUCACUUACACAACAGCCUGGCAUACCCAUUUAGUAGCUGGAUCAGUGUGUGUUAUCACAAUGGUGUGCUCUCUGUGCUGCCUCGGGCUGGUGCCGUACUGCUUCGACACAUUCAAGGACGCGGAACACUACUGCCCCAACUGCAACACAUUCGUUGGCAAGAGCACCAAAUGCUAAACAUUCUUAUGAAGUUUUACCCUCUUACGACUUGACAAUAGCAAUGACUUAUUAAUUAUCUACCUUGUUGAGCCCUUCAAUAAGCCCUUGAUUAAGAUAAUAACAUUUCAAAGCUAGUUUUGACUGCUAGUAGCUAGUAUCACAUCCAUCCUAGUGCUGCUUCAGUUACAUUACACCAUGGCCUAUCUUUUUUAUAUACUUUAGCCUCAUUUUUUUACAUUCAGUGCAUAUACAAAUGUUGUAAAUUAAGUAAUAUUUUUGUAAUGAAAUCAAGUAAUAUUUUUCUCUAAGGGCCACUUGCACCAACGAAAAUGGAGGGUUAACCCACUGACAUGACAGCCCACUAACCCUGAGUUAAGUGGUUGGUGCAAGUGGGCCUAAGUCUCACGAAAAUGAUAAGAUUUAUAAGAUAUGAAUUAGCCGAAGGAAUCAUUUAGAUAGAGGAUUAAAUAAACUUUUAUAUUUGAUAGACUUUCAUAGAUAUAAAUAUAGUUAUCAACCGUACCAUCCAUAAGUUUGUAUCCAUGUGACUAAGAAGACACCAAAAAAACAUCCAUGAAUACUUAAUUAAAUUGUAUUAUGUCGACAUCCUUGUAACAUUAACGAGUGUCGCAAUGCUUUGGCUGAAUGACAGGGUAGAGAGCUGGAGAGUACAGCCCUAAAUAGAUUAAAUGAAGUACCUUUCAUUUUUCGACUGAGUAGCUUUUUUACCAUGUAGUAUUACCCAAAAUAAUGUUACAUUUUAUGUCAUUGUGCUAGUCUUCCUUUCAAGCCGGGUUGACAUACUGUAAAGCCCUGUAGGCCUAGCACAGGAGAGGCGAGGCGUGACAGUAUCUCCCCGGUGAGGUAAACUAACAGUCCAAUCAUAUGGGUAGCCUAUAUCGCGGGGCAUCCCGCGCCUCUCCUGUACGAGACCUAAAGCUGUAAUUUGUAAACCACAUCACAUAUAACUAUUAUUACACAUUAGUUAUAUUAUAUCUCACAUUUUGCUUAAUGAGAGAGUGAGACGCUAUGAAAAUUGGACCAAGAUUGUUGAAUACCAAGAAAGUGUUGAUGUGGAAUACCACACUUAAAUUACAUUAAUAUAUCAAAGGCAACUUCUUUUUCAAACAUUCCAAUACUAACCUGGCAAUAGUAUCUCACAUUUGCUAUUUUGUACAGUCUGCAAUAAAAAUAUACAUACAUACGUUUGAAGUGUAAAAUAUGUAUACAGGACUGGACUUUAUUGCCUGCACAAUAUGGUCGUGUAUACUUUUUUCACUUUGGUUGUAUUAAUAUCUUUGUAGCUGACAAUGCUGACGGUAUUAUGUUUUUAUAUGUCCCUGUUAAGUCCACUUUGCUACAAAAGACGUUGCUUUUUUUGGCUUUAUUAUGUAUAUUAGUUAGGAGGUGCCAAUAUUAAACGUUUUAUUGUUUGGAAAAUAAGCUUAGGUAAACUUGUUGGUGGUUUUAAUUAUUUAUCGCUAUUAAGUUCAAAGUUCCAAUUUAAUUUUAUGGCCACAAGAUUGUCACAAUAACUAAUACUAAAGUGAAUGAAGAAUAUUGCAGGUCAUAUUGAACAACUAUUACUGUGGGGCUAACCUCAAUAAGGGUGGAAAUUAUCGAGCAGAGUUAAAAGAGGGUGUGUUAGGAUAGGCAACGCGCCUACACCUCUAUAAUUCCGGGCCUCCAUAGGCUACAUCGACUGUUUACUAUCAGGUGGGUCAUAUGCUUGUUGUCACACAGACCAACACUACAACACACAGACCUGGCCCGUUUCUCGAAAGGUACAAGCCUUGUAUUACAAGUGUGUUUCCAUGACAACCCAUACGAUUUG